This is a messenger RNA of Neohortaea acidophila, 1260 nucleotides long. Its product is annotated as S-adenosyl-L-methionine-dependent methyltransferase. The record is from RefSeq and is a predicted model, not a curated record. The transcript has 10 exons. The coding region runs from base 220 to 1194 and encodes 324 amino acids. Gene Ontology annotation, molecular function: methyltransferase activity. NCBI's taxonomy places the organism in Eukaryota, Fungi, Ascomycota, Dothideomycetes, Mycosphaerellales, Teratosphaeriaceae.
CCGGCGAGCGAGCGAGCGCCAAUGAUGCCUUUCUUCUUCAGCCAGCCUUCUCCCUCCCCCGCACUAACAUUACGAGGUGUGCCAUGGUUUCGGGUCGGACGCUAGCAACGUCGAGUGGGUUCCUGCACGUGGCACUUGCAAACCGCACACUGGGUUUCGUUUAGUGAUCCCCUCUUUUUGCAACUUCCUUCUCUCUCUUCUUCAACAAUCACCUCGUCAAUGGACGCGCGAGAGACGGCGAGUCUGCACAUUGAUUCGGAUCGUGAUUCUCAAGAAGGCACGACUUACUCCCUGAACUCGGCGGCGACGCGAUAUCGGUACGAGAAUGGCCGGACCUACUCCGCAUAUCGCGAGUUUCAAUACUGGGGCCCGAACGAUCUUCGAAUGCUGAAUCAUGAAAACAUUGUGCACCACUUAUGUCUUUUGACCAUGGAGGACCGUCUGUUUCUUGCGCCUGUUGAGAACCCGCAACGUGUCCUCGAUAUUGGAACGGGAAGAGGGCUGUGGGCCGUCAGAGACAUGGCCGACAAAUUCCCCAACGCGCAAAUCACCGGCGUCGACAUCUCCCCGCAGCCCGAGCGCUCCCAACCCCUCAACGUAGAAUUCAUCCAAGACGACGUGCUCAGCCCGUGGGUAGGGUACGGCGACGGCGAGGAAUCCUACGACCUCAUCCACAUCCGCGGCCUCUUCGGCAGCGUGGCCGACUGGCCGGCUCUCUACGCCGAAAUCUUCCGCCACCUGAAGCCCGGCGGGUACAUUGAGCAGAUGGAGUUCAGCGUGCACAACCGCUCCGACGACGGCACGCUGGCGCCCGACGCGGUGCUGGCCAAGUGGUCUGCGUACGCGAAAGAGGCGGGCGAGCGCAAUGGGACGACGGCGGAGAUUGCGGAGCAGAUGUUUGAGUUGAUUCGCGAGGCGGGGUUUGAGGAUGUCACGUUGAAGCGGUACAAGUGGCCGAUUGGGACGUGGAGUCGGGAUGCGCUGCAUAAGAAGAUUGGGUAUUGGAAUGUGGUGAAUUGGGAGCAGGGGGUGGAGGGGUGGGCGAUGCAUCUCUUUACGAAUGUGUUGGGGUGGACGAAAGAACGAGUGGAUGAGUGGGUGAAGACGGUGCAUGAGGCGCUGAAGGAUCGCAAGCAGCAUGUCUAUCAUUACGCGCCCCUUGUUUACGCGCGCAAACCUGAGAGGAGUGUUUGAGGUCAUGUGAUGGCGCACGGUGGGCAGGCGAGGAUUCGGGUGACGGUGAUGAGGGGACUGACAUGG